Messenger RNA from Temnothorax curvispinosus, 561 nucleotides. RefSeq lists its product as uncharacterized. The record is from RefSeq and is a predicted model, not a curated record. The coding region runs from base 85 to 561 and encodes 158 amino acids. The transcript has 4 exons. Lineage: Eukaryota; Metazoa; Arthropoda; Insecta; Hymenoptera; Formicidae.
UUGUGUAAACAGAGUAGCCAACGUCUAGAAGUAAAACAUUUUUGGUGUUGUAAUAUUGGCACAUGUUCAUGCAUCGUCACACUCAUGCCGCUUAUGCCACUCAGAAGUACGGUACAUUGUUUUGUGUUAAACAGUGGGUCUGUUUGCGUUGCGACAAUAUAUAAAUUUAAAAUAAAAAUGCUACCGAAAAAUGAAGUGAUGCGGGAAGGAUGGCUGAAAAAAAUAGGAGGCUAUGUUUUACCACCAAAAGUUGAAUUUGCAAGGAUAUGCUCGGUUCAUUUUAGUCAAGAGUCCUUUCAUCAAGGUCGAGCACGGAAAGACCCUGUUAAGAAACGUCACCUACUACCAUCGGCUGUGCCAACGUUAUUUUUGAAUUGUUCAGAAGCUCCAAAUGUAAACAAGAAUGCGGUGGCUGAGUACAAAGAUUCCUUACCUGAUGAAGUUUUAUUGUGUCUGGUGAGAACACGUACGUACAUACGAAUAAAAGAAAAUGCCAAAAAAUCGUAUGUAAACAGAGAGAGAAGAAAGAAGGAGAAGAAAAUGAAGAAACUAGUGUCGUAA